Culex pipiens pallens (northern house mosquito) is the source of this 2613-nucleotide messenger RNA. RefSeq lists its product as uncharacterized. Gene Ontology annotation, cellular component: nucleolus. Lineage: Eukaryota; Metazoa; Arthropoda; Insecta; Diptera; Culicidae. The transcript has 2 exons. The record is from RefSeq and is a predicted model, not a curated record. Gene Ontology annotation, molecular function: rRNA (cytosine-C5-)-methyltransferase activity; RNA binding. Gene Ontology annotation, biological process: maturation of LSU-rRNA; rRNA base methylation. The coding region runs from base 72 to 2462 and encodes 796 amino acids.
AGGUCGCUCGUGUGUCGUGCGCCGCGGUCAAAACUACUCCGCUCCGAAUUCGGAUCCCCCCGAAAAGAACCAUGGGCCGCAAGAUAAACUUCGAGGAGCGCCCGAAAAAGGGCCCCGGCCGGAAGGCCCGCAAGCAAAAGGAUCCCGUCUUUGACAAGAACCUGCUGAAAGGCACGGAAGAUGAUCCCGAGGGCAAGAAGCUGUCCCACCGGCAAAAGGUGCGCGCCAAGAAGCGCAACGAGCUGAAGGCGCAGAAGCAGGAGCAGAACAAACAGGCCAAGGAGAAGAAGGGCAAACAGCGGCAGCAGAAGAAGGAGAAGGCCCAGAAGCGAAAGUAUGAAAGUGACGAUGAGGAGGAAGAGGAUGAGGGACGUGGUUCGCCGCAGGUAGAGCCGGAGCGGUUGCCGAUGAACGUGCAGAAGGCGCAGCAAAAGUAUGCGAAGCUGGCGAAGGCGAAGCCGGUGCCGCAGCAGGUUGAGGAGGACAGUGAGGAGGAGGAGGAGAGUGAUGACGAGCCGGAGCAGGGACGGAAGCGGGAUAUUUUGGCCAGCGAUGAUAGUGAGGAGGAGGAGGAGGACGAUGACGAUAGUGAUGCCGAGCCGGAGGCCAAGGUUGGCAAGUUGAAGGGUUUCAUGGAGGAUUCGGAUGACGAUUCUGGGGAGGAGGAUGAGGAAGAAGACGAUGAUGAUGACGAGGAUGCACUUCCGAUUGAACGGGCGGGGAAAAAGCUUCGGAAGAAGCAGAGCGAGGACGAGCGAUUGGCCCGGGAAGAGUUGGAAGAACAGAUGGCCAACAAGGCACCGUUUGAAUUUCCGGAUGAGAACGAGCAGGUGACCAACAUUCAGGACGUCCACAUGCGCAUCAAAGAGGUCAUCGGAGUGCUUUCGGAUUUCUCCGUCAAUCGGGACAAGAACCGAUCCCGGUCCGAGUACAUGGAGCUGCUGCAGAAGGAUCUCUGUCUGUACUACAGCUACAACGAGUUCUUCAUGCAACUGUUGAUCAAGCUGUUUUCACCGAAUGAAUUGCUUGAAUUCCUGGAAGCUUCGGAAGUGCAGCGACCGUUGACAAUCCGUACCAACAGCUUGAAAACCCGUCGGCGCGAUCUGGCCCAAGCCCUGAUCAAUCGUGGCGUCAACCUGGACCCCAUCGGAAAGUGGUCCAAGGAAGGUCUGGUCGUGUACUCUUCCCAGGUUCCGCUCGGCGCCACUCCGGAGUACCUGGCCGGUCAUUACAUGAUCCAGGGCGCGUCCAGUAUGCUCCCCGUAAUGGCCCUCGCCCCAGAGGAAAACGAACGCAUCCUGGACAUGUGCGCUGCCCCGGGAGGUAAAAGCUCCCACAUCGCCGCGUUGAUGCGCAACACCGGAGUCCUGUUCGCCAACGAUGUCAACAAGGACCGUCUGCAGGCCGUGGUCGGCAACUUCCACCGUCUCGGCAUCCAGAACGCCAUCGUCACCAGCGAGGACGGAACCAAGUACCGCGACAUCAUGACCGGUUUCGACCGCGUCCUGCUCGACGCCCCGUGCACCGGCUCUGGCGUCAUCUCCAAGGACCCGUCCGUCAAAACCACCAAAACCGAAAUCGACAUCCAGCGCUGCUACAACCUCCAGCGCAAACUGCUCCUAACGGCCAUCGACUGCCUCAGCGCCAACUCCGAAACCGGCGGCUACCUCGUCUACUCGACCUGCUCGAUCCUCCCCCAGGAAAACGAAUGGGUCAUCGACUACGCCCUGCGAAAACGCAACGUCAAACUGGUCCCCACCGGACUCGACUUUGGCGCCGAAGGCCUCGUCAACUUCUGCGGCCAAAAGUACCACCCCUCGAUGAAGCUGACCCGCCGCUUCUACCCGCACACCUUCAACAUGGACGGAUUCUUCGUCGCCAAGCUGCAAAAGUUCUCCGACGCCAUUCCCAAGACCCAGCCGGACGAAGACGAGGAAGCCGAAGAAGAAGACGAAAAGGAAUCCGGCAUCGAAGACCUCGGCAGCGACGAAGCGACCGAACAGCCACUCCCGAAGAAGAUCGACAAACGCGACUGGUACUACAAGGACAUCAUCGAGAAGCGGAAGAAGGCACGCGAAGAUCCGAACCACGUCGUCAAGGUGUUUGAGAAACCCGUCAAGAAGGAAAAGAAAAACAAGGAAGAGCCGAAAAUCGUAACACCGGAACAGAGCCCAGCCCCAGCGAAAACGCAAAGUUCCAAAAAGAAGAAGAAACAGCUUGAAGAGGUGGCAACGCCGGUCUCGACCCCCCUGAAAGCGCAGACCUCAACCAAGAAGAAGAAGGUGGUUGAGGAGGUGAAGACGCCCCAGGUCGCGAGUCCACCCGCGGCAAAGAGCCAGAGUUCGAUGAAGAAGAAGAAGCUGAAGGUUGAUGCGGAGGAGGUGGCAACGCCGAAGGCGAGUCCCGUGACGCCCAAGGUUAAGAGUUCGGCCAAGAAGAAGAAGCUCAAGGUUGAGGGUUGAAGGCGGACCGUUUGAAAUUUUGUGUUAAACUAUUCUACCGAGCACAUGUUUGUAUCAUGAUGGAAAUGAUAGAAAUUCAUGUUAUAAAACAGAUUUGUGAACAAUUUUCACAGUAUCAUGUUUAAUAAAGAUUGCUUUUAGUUAAGCAGAA